AGAAGCGAACCGGUCUGGUUCACCAUCGAAACCAACCAGAAAUUGACGGUCCACCCUUUUUCUGACGCGCACAUCACAGUUUACACCGAGCGUAUCAUUCAUAGCAGAAACAGAAAACAGACUUAACAAAAGCUUUCGCCUUUUUUUUCCUAAAUUUAUCCAUAAUUUUGGUUUCCCUUUCCCUUUCAUCUCACAUCCUUUUGAAAAUUCCUCCAAAUCUCAAUCAAUUCUCUAGCCCAGCCCAAAUAACCCUAAUUUUUCUUCAUGGAUUUCUUCAAAUCAGUUUUCGCGGACGAUCCAGAUCCUCCUAAACCUCAACCCAAAUCCGGUUCCCCCAAAGCCGAAGACUCUACCCUCGAUUCCCCUCCUAAACAGCGCGAUCCCAACCCUAAUCCGAACCCCAUCGGAUGGGGCGUCGGCGGUCUGAUCAAAACAAUAGCAACCAGAUCCGAAUCCGUAAUAGAAACCUACCGUCGCGAUCUUAAGGAAUUCGGGUCGGGUCUCAAAAAAGAAAUCGAGGUAGCCCAGGGUUCGUUAGAGAACGUUGGGCAUGCUAUUGAUGAGUUCGGGAACACUGUUUUAAAAGGAACAGCUCAGAUCAUCAAUCAAGGCAAGGAUGCAAUCCUAGCCGUCGAUAACGAAUCCGAUUCGUCUUCCUCGGAAAGCAAUAGCAAAAGUUUUAGUACUCAACGGAGCUUGGACUCGAAAAGGUACAGUCGAUUCGAUGCUCAAGUAAGAACAAUUCAAGGAGAUAUUAGUACUUAUAGUGAAGAGCCAGAGGAUUUGGAGGAUUAUAAGAAGUGGAAAUCAGGGUUCGCUUUGAAAGAGAAGAAAGAAGAUAUUGAGAGACUGAUGGAAGAGAAUGGGGAAAUGGGGAGUAUUUAUAAAAUGGUUGUUGGUGUUUCAAAUGGGGUUGAUCAUGAGACAUUUUGGUGUAGGUACUUUUAUAGGGUUUUUAAGCUUAAGCAAGCUGAGGAUACGAGGGUUAAGCUUGUAAAGAGAGCGAUUUCAAGGGACGAAGAGGACGAGUUGAGUUGGGAUGUUGAUGAUGAUGAUGAUGAUGAUGAGGAGGAGGAGGAGGAGGAGAAAGAGGUGGAUGAGAGAAAUGUUGGGUCGAACGCAAGUUUAAAGAAAGAAGAUAUGGGGAGGAAAGAAAAGGAUGAAAUUGUGGAAGAGAAGGUAGUGAAUUUGGAAUCUAAAGGUGAUUUUCCAGUGAAUAAGGAGCAAGUCGAGAAGGAAAAGGGAAAGAAUCCUUUUGAGGAACUGCAAGUGGAGAGUUAUGAUUCAGAUAAAGAAGGGAAGGGAAAUGCUGACGAAUCAAGUCGUGGCAUUGUGGUAAGUGAGAAAGUUAAUUUGGAGAAGAAUGAGAGGGUAUGCAAGGAAGAUUCAGUGUCUAAAUCUGCUGAGAAAGUAGCUUCUAAAGGGAAAGGUGACAAUGAGGAGUCUAGUAAUGGCAAUGGUAAAGACAGUGACUUUUCUGUGGUGUCAAGCCAUCCAUCAUUGCCUGAGGAGGAGGAUCUUGGGUGGGAUGAAAUUGAGGAUCUCAGCAGCAUUGAUGAUAAGAAAGGGACUCAUGGUGGUAGCCCGAUCUCCAAUAGAGCUUACCUGAAAAAGCGACUAAGUACUGCAGAAGAAGAAGAGGAUUUGAGUUGGGAUAUUGAAGAUGAUGACGAACCGGUUAAAGCUUGAUGAAGAAUGUCAAGUUUCAUCUGAAAUUGUUGAAAUUUAUUACUCAAUAGAAUUUAUUGCAUUCUACUAUUUCUUUUUUUUUUUUAGUUGUAUUCCUUAUAUUUGUCUCCUGCAAGUGUUAUAAAAUGGGGAAGAUUCAUUUUCCUUUUUGUUUGAAAUGCAAAUCUCUUCUAUGUUCAUACUAAAAUUGCUUUUCAUUUAUUUCCAGAUGUUGAAAUGAAACAUGGUUGCAUGAUAGUUUUUAUGCACUUAUUAACCUGGAAGGAUAUUG
This is a messenger RNA of Durio zibethinus, 1960 nucleotides long. RefSeq lists its product as uncharacterized. The record is from RefSeq and is a predicted model, not a curated record. NCBI's taxonomy places the organism in Eukaryota, Viridiplantae, Streptophyta, Magnoliopsida, Malvales, Malvaceae. Gene Ontology annotation, cellular component: cytoplasm.